CGCCGCCCCCAAACUUCUCACCGUCGCCCUUUUCCUUUCCCCAAUGCUGGGACUCAGAAAGCGGGGAGAAGAGCCUCCCUUGGCGCCACCGGACGGGGAAGAGGAGGAGGAGGAGGAGGAGAGCCGGGCGGGGAGGGCGGCGGCGCGGGUGGUAACCACACCCCAAAGGGGGAAAGUCUUCGGGCGCCGGAGGAGGAGAGAGGGUGGCAGGUGGUGCGGCUGCUGCUCCUGGCACCGGCGGGCGAGGGCGCGGGCGCGGAGGAAGAGGGACGGCUCCUGGGACCCGCCGCCGGCUUCGCCCCCGCUGGUUCUUCGCCGGAGCCCCCGCCGGCGCCUGCCGCCCGCUGCUGGGGCCCCGAAGGGCGAGGGGCGCGCCAUGGGCUCCCCGCCGGGCCCCCCGCUGGCGCUCCUCUUCAAGGGCACCUUCGUCCACGCCACCCACGCCUCGCCCAUGGACCUCCUGCCGGGACACCUCCUGGGCGUCGAGGAGAGCGGGAAGAUUGCAUUUUUGGAACCAGCUGAUGAACAAGAGAAACUGGCAAAGAAGUGGGGAUUUAAACCAUCUGACAUAAGAGAGCUCAGUAAUAAUGAAUUCUUCAUGCCAGGUUUGGUUGAUGCACACAUCCAUGCUCCACAGUAUUCUUUUGCAGGAACACGAACAGACCUGCCUCUUCUUCAAUGGUUAAAAAAAUACACGUAUCCAAGAGAGGCCCAAUGUGAGGACCUUAGUCUUGCUGCAGAGGUGUACACUAGAGCUGUGAGGCGAACACUCAAGAACGGUACUACUACAGCCUGCUACUUUGCAACAAUUCACACAGAUGCUUCUUUGCUUCUGGCUGAUAUUAUAGAUAAGUUUGGCCAAAGAGCAUUAGUGGGCAAAGUUUGUAUGGAUCACAAUGAAUGUUUUCCAGAAUAUAAGGAGACCACAGCAGAAUCUGUUAAGGAAACUGAAAGGUUUGUUAGUGGAGUACUGGAAAAGAAAUAUGCAAGAGUACAUCCCAUAGUAACACCUCGUUUUGGGCCAUCAUGCACAGAGGAAUUACUGCGUAGCCUUGGUAACCUGGCAGAGGCUCAUGAUAUUCAUGUACAGAGCCACAUAAGUGAAUGCGAAGAAGAGGUCAAACUUAUUAAAAACAUGUUUCUUUCGUAUCAAAAUUAUACUGAACUGUAUGAUAAAAACAAGCUUCUUACAAACAAGACCAUAAUGGCUCAUGGUUGCCAUCUUACUGAUGAAGAGCUGAAAAUGUUUCACCUUAGAGGAGCUGCCAUUGCACAUUGCCCAAAUUCAAAUAUAUCACUAUGUAGUGGCCUCUUUAAUGCAAAAAAGGUUCUGAAACAUGAUGUGAAACUUGGUCUUGGCACAGAUGUUGCUGGUGGGUACUCAUCAUCCAUGCUUGAUGCUAUCAGAAAGGCAAUUAUGGUUUCUAAUAUUCUUCAUAUAACUCGAGAAAAUGAAGGAGGCUUAACUCUGAAGGAAGUUUUUCGACUAGCAACCCUUGGAGGAAGUAAAGCUCUAGGACUAGAUACUAUAACUGGAAACUUUGAGGUUGGCAAAGAAUUUGAUGCACUGCUAAUCAACUCCAAAGCUUCCGAUAGUCCUUUUGAUUUGUUUGCUGCUGAUGCUUCUGAGGACAUUAUCCAGAAAUUCCUGUAUCUGGGUGACGACAGGAAUAUUGAAGAGGUUUAUGUGGCUGGCAAGCUGGUGGUUCCAUUUUCAAGUUCUGUAUAAAAUGAAUACCAUUUUUUCUCAAAAAAAAAUGCUCUGUUGGUAAUUCUGUAGCUUGAAAGAAGUUGGUGAAAAAUGCGGUGCCUUGUUGUGAUGCUAUGCUCACUGCUUAGUUUGUUUCUGAUUUUCAGGAAAAAGAUUGCAGAUCUCAUCAGUAUUAUGCCAAAAAUGUUUCUGAUUUGUACAAGAAAAAGAAGCAACAGUGUCUAAAGUAAAAGAAAAAAAGUACUGUGCAAAGAAUGUAUAGAUACAAUACACAGGGUAUACAUUUCCCCCCUUGAGCUUUACUUUACGAUGUUUCUGCCACAACAUUUUGGAAAACGUAUUUCAUAGUUAUGAAUCCACUGAGGAUUGCAAGCCCUGAUGGAGAUCUAAAGCACUUUUGUGUUGUGUGAGUGUUGUUGAUGUCCCCACCCAGUCCUUAUUUGACCCUUAUCUGCAUAGAGGUUAUGUGAUACCCCAUUGGGACUACAGUCCUUUGAUUAUCUAUCACUUUUGAUAAAUAUGGCUUCAGUAUUGUUGUUAGUAAAAGUGAAACCUUUUGGAUGACAACAAGUACUCAGGGAUUAAUAAGGGAAGGGAAGAAAGGGAAACCAGAGAAUAUACAGCAGUGAUGUAGUAUUAUCCCUGUCCUUAUAACAAUUUCUUGCACUUUCAUAACAUUUGUUUCAUUCCUCCUAGGAGGUUGAAAGGCCAGCAUAAAAAUCGUAUUCUGUUGGACUACUUUUUUUUUGACAAGCACUGCUAACUGUGGAUUUAAGCACUGCCAUAUUCUUAGCAAUGCUCGUGAAUGUAAAUGUUGCUUCAAUAAAUAUUCACAGCAGAAAAUACAUUUAUACAGUGCUGAGUUUCAACAUGGCUUUUGAUCUAAGUACUUGCUUCAUUCUAAUCUGGAGCAGUAGACCAAAGCUGGUUGUGAGGCCAGUGGGGAGAAGUCUUUCCUAAACAACAGAUUUUAUGUAUCAUUAAAAGACAGCAUGUAGUAAGCUAUUUACAAUACCAUUGUCCCCAUGGGAGUUUGAUAAUAGUAUUUCAGGCAUACAAUAUUUUGGGCUAUUUUUGACGCAGUUUCAAGGCAUACUGCGCAGCCUAGGACCAAUUUAAUGAGCACUUACAGUAGAAAAGCUGUUGUGAACAAGAUAUGUUUACUAGAGCAGUGGUACACUUAAAAAUAAAUUUAGCUGUAAAAUGUGUGGGAUGAUAACACGGUGUUGCUUUACUAGUGUUCACCUGAAUUAAGUUUGAAGGACCAAAUUAGAUGUCUCUUCAGCCUAAUGUUUAACUCUUUACUACAUUUCUGCUUUGCAAACUCUUUCCCCAUGGGAGUUUCAAAUACUUAUUUUCUUCAAUUUAAACACACAGAAGGAAAGCAGCUGGAGAGGGAAAGAUCUGGAGCAUGCAAGUAACCAGGUGGAAACAGAAAAUGUUUUAGCUUGCUGCUUUGAAUGGUCUCUCUGGAAAUAGCUUUUCUAGAUUCAAGAGUCUCAGGAUAAUGAUGUCUGCAUUUGCAUGCAGCAUCUAAUUGAGCACAAGAGCUGUGCUUUCGGAAAUAAUUAAGUAGCAUGCUAAUUGAUUUUACUUGCCCUUUACAACUCAUUCUGAUAGUUACCAUGGUUCUUUGUGAGGAGGGGAACCAAUUCAUAGCAAAAAGAGAAGGUCCACUCUUCUAAUUUGAAACUGAACCAGUGCUGUGGGUCCAAAUGUAUUUCUUCUAGUAUUAAAAAAUGUAAACCAUUGUAUAAAACUCAAUUAUUUUAUGCUAUUAGAUUUUUAAAACAUAACUCUUUAAGAGAUAGGAGGCAUCUUUCUUAAAGCAGACCAGUCUUCGCUGUGCUCCACUUCUCCCCUCCCAAUCUUAUUACUCUUAAUUGCAGAAGUCCAACAUGUUUGAAAGCCAAGGUUGCUAUUAAGGAGAAAUAACAGGAAAAACAAAAUGGUGAUAUCUUGAAUUUUCAGUAUUUCUAAUGAUUAAAUUAAUUUUAAAAAUUACUUUGUCAGGCUCAUGAAGCAGGAUUUUGGGAGAGAAAUGUUAAUGCUUCGUAGGAGACCGGCCAUAGAAAUAUCUAUUGCUCCAUCACUGAACCGAAAUAAUAAGGGGGAAUUUAUGUGUUUCCCCCCUCUUUUUCCAAUUUCCACCUGCAUUAGGAGCUCAAAGGACAAUUUCUCUCCACCUCCUUUACCCCCAUUUCUCUACACUUUUGCUACAUUUCAGAGAUUUUUUUUAUGUUAGGAGUGACUUGAGAAACUGCAAGUUGCUUCUGGUGUGAGAGAAUUGGCCAUCUGCAAGGACAUUGCCCAGGGGAUGCCCAGAUGUUUUAACAUCCUAUGGGAGGCUUCUCUCAUGUCCCUGCAUGGGAAGCUGGAGUUGACAGACGGGAGCUCACCCCGCUCCCCGGAUUCGAACCACUGACCUUUCGGUCAGCAAUCCUCCUGGCAUGAGUGUUUGAUCUGUUGCAAUACCAAGGGCUCCAUUUCAGGGAUGAAAGGCAAUGGAUGACAACCAGAUGUAGUGCUACGUCGAGGGGAGAGCUCUGUGGCACUUCAUCCCUGAAAUGCCUUAGAAGUGCGUGGAAACAGGGGAGGACUUGCAUCUGAUAAGGUCCUAAGAGAAAAGGAGGUGAUGCCUGAAGGUUUUUAAUACUAAAAAUGAAAGGAAUAAUUAAAUAACAUAUGUUGUUUUCAUCUCCAAUGAGAAGUCAACCUUUUAGAUGGGGGGAAAAAGGUGGGCUCAGGUGGUAGUUUUUGUAAUGGGGGUCAGAUAGCACUAUUUUUUGUCUUUCUGCUUACCUUUGUCCUGUUGUGCUUUGUGGUGUUGUCAUAUAUAUUCUAUAUUUUCAGAUAUGAAUGUGUUUACAUAUUUAUUAUAUUUGAUAAAAACAUUUUAAAAGCCCAACUGAGCAGGUAUCUUUACACAGAAUCUCACAUUUUAAUUUCAGUUAACUCUCCCCCCUCACUGUAUAAUGAAGAUGAGACUAAUGCUAUUGUCCUAGCUUUUUCAUUGUGAUAUUAGGGGAAAUUCUCUGUAUUGUUAUUGGAUACUACGGCCACACUCCAGGAAGUGCAAAUGUACACUUCUAAGGCUAGGGAUGUCAAUAAUAUUUGAAGAUUUGAAGAGGGAAAUGAGAAAAGGGCUUCUCAAUAGUCUAAGGCUCCAUGUACAGUGGCAUAUAAUAGAGCUUGAAUUUGCAUUAUAUGGUUAGUGUGAACUCAUAUAAUGCAGUUCAAUGUAGUUAAAUUGUGUUAUAUCAAUCUAAUUGAUCAUAUGGUGUAGUUUCAAACUGCAUUAUAUGGCAGUGUAGAAGGGGCCUAAAAUCUCUGACAAGAUGCACCCAUACUGUAGAAUUAAUGUAAUUUGACACACUUAAUGCUAUGGAAUCCUGGGAUUUGUGGUCUGGUAAGACUUAGGGCCUCUUAACCCAUGAGUUGCAGAAAGCAGGGGGGUCAUCUUCUUAGUGCAGAAUAUUAUCCUGCUGUAUUUUAAAAAACAUUGUUUCAUUUUACAAGUCCCACCAGACAAUUUAUGUUUUCAACCCUUUCUCCCAUUUUUCCACAUUCUGAACCAUCACAUGAGUGAAUACAGUCCCUGCCCACUCUAUUUUUCUUUUUUUAAAAAUUAGGGUAAACUUCAAAAUAGCGAAAUCUGAUAUAUAGCAGAAGAAAAUACAAUGAUACCAAAGUGCUGAUAUCUUAUAAUUAUGCCAUUUCUUUAUAUAGCAUUAAAUUUUAAAAAAAUUACCAUUCCAGUCUCAUGUGGAAGGAAUUGGGAAAAGAAGUGGAGCAUCAAUGCUCAGUAGGAGAGCGGACAUAGGAAUGUCCAUUCCUCUAUGUUACUGAAAUGAAUCGAUAUGGGCGAAUCUGACAGAUCUUAUCCCAUAUGUAAGGAAGCACUUUUUCCCAUUUCCAAGUGCAUCAGGAGCUCAAAUGGUGAUUUCUCCUCUACUCCUGUGUCCCAGCCCCCAUCUUCUCCACACUUCUAAUACAGUUCAUUGACAAAAUACUACGGACAACAGCCGGAAGCUGUUUAGCAUUGUGUGAAGGGCUCCACGGAACUUCAUCUAUGAAAUGUUUUAUAUAUGUGUAGAAACAGGUUGUGUGUGUGUGUGGAGUGAGUAUGAUGAAGUCCUUUGUAAAACCACAACUCCAAAGAACCAUGGCAAUUAAAGUGGUGUCAGGCUGCAUUAGUUCUAUAGUGUAGAUAUACCCAAGGAGAAUCUUUCUUAAGUCUCUCUCUUAGCUUUUCCCUCACUCCUCAAAUCAAGGACUACUUCUAUGUCAUUAGCCCAGUAUCACCUUUUUUUUCCUUUCCCCUUAAAGCAGGAGGGAGUAACAUGUUGAGGAAGAUCACUGAGGGCUAUGUUCUUAUAACUGGCAUACAACAAUGACUUUUGCAUUUGUAUGAACCAGUUAUAAGGUCACAGGGAGCAAGGACACUUCUCUUUGAUAGGCUGCUCCUCCACCACAUGUUGUGAGAUGCCAAUCUCUAUAAUCUUCACCUGGCUUCUUUCUUUCUAAUGUGGUGCUAAGGGCAGGGUGGACCUGAGAGGAGCAUGGAAGAAGAAUACAAACUUCACUCCUUUCCUCCCAAUUUCUUGAUGUUGUGAAAAUGGUGAACAGGAGGAGUUGAGAGAGGAUAGUGUAAGGCUUUAGCUUUCCUAUUCUGGAAGGCUAUAGCCUGCUCAGCCUCAAUCAACUUCCCCUUUGUCCUGCUCAAAGAUUCUCCCACGAGAUUCUUUAAAUUGAAUACUUUUUGAAGACCUCUAGAAGUGGGGAGGAAACAUACUGAAUUAUUCAUUCUGUCUUGUGGGAAUAAAUAAUUUAACUCAGCACAUCCCUAGCUUGGAUAGAGCAUGUUUGUAGGGAUGCCUUGCAACCUUUCCCAUUUUUCAUAUACAUUUUUAGAAUAACUACUCUUUGACAAUCCUCAGUAGAAAAAAGGAGUGUUCUUCAGUACCGUUCAUAAUUGUGUAGGCAAAGCAGAAGACACGGACACUAUUAGUCACAAGACACAGCCAAGGGAAUUGUACUGAUGUAGCCAAGGAUCUGUCACUAAACACCUUAAAUGGGGACCAAAGCCUUAGGAAAUAUAAAUGAUUAGAACUCUGUUGUUUUAAAUGUUGAUACAGGAUGUGUCUCCCCAUUUUCAUCCUCGCAACUUACAUUCAAUGUCAGCAUGUAAUUUAGACCAAAAGGAAAAAAGAAAAAUUAUGGAAAUAUAGCUUAUUGAAAAAGCUUCAAUGUGCACUUUGUCAAAAUGAGCACUUUUUAUAUAUAAAUGGAGUUGAUUUAAACUGUGUUUAUCCUGCUGUGCUUUUCACCUUAUCUUUGAGUAAUAAAACUCAAUAUAUUCAUUUGAAUGAUUCCUCUAUGGCAAAUAGAAUUCUGCACUUUAAAAAUGGUUCCAUGACUUGCUGUCCAUGGUCUGUUGUACAGUAGAGUCUCGCUUAUCCAACAUAAACGGGCCGGCAGAAUGUUGGAUAAGCGAAAAUAUUGGAUAAUAAGGAGGGAUUAAGGAAAAACCUAUUAAAUGUCAAAUUAAGUUAUGAUUUUACAAAUUAAGCAUCAAAACAUCAUGUUUUACAACAAAUUGACAGAAAAAUUAGUUCAAUACACCGUAAUGCUAUAUAGUAAUUACUGUAUUUACGAAUUUAGCACAAAAAGAUGGCAAUAUAUUGAAAACAUUGACUAUAAAAACACUGACUACUAAAAGGCAGACUGCGUUGGAUAAUACAGAACGUUGGAUAAGUGAAGGUUGGAUAAGUGAGACUCUACUGUAUUUGCAAACAGGUGGCUUAGGAAACUCAGAAGUGGGGCUGCACUUUACUUGCUUUUACCAAAUACUUUUCUAGUGCACUGACCCUAUAUAUUUUUUGCUGCUGCUUACCAAGAUGAAAUAUAAAAAUAUAGCAUUCUGUAUUGCAUUUGCAGAUUCAAAACCUACAGUUACUGAUCCAUAACUGUCCUGUAUUCAACAGGACUAUGUAUUUGUGUUGUGGCAGUAUUACUACAAUCAUGAAUGUCCUCCUCCAAACUGUUUCAAUAGCCAGCAAUUCCAUCAAGUAAUGGUGAAUGUGGUGCAGUAAGAUGCCAUUUCCAGCUCUUCUUUCCAGUGAAUGAGGCUGUGUCCAUCAGCAGCAAGACUCCUGUAGCAAUUCCUCAUUGAGAUUCACUUGUUGGUGAGAGGAAGCUGGAACAGUCAUCUUCAUCACUAGACGAUCAGACCUCCACCACGCCAUCAGCUGGCUGUAAAGGUAAAUUUGGAAUGGUUAGCAGAUGCUACAUAGAUACACAUUCAUAAGUCAGUAAGCAAUGCAGGAAAUCAACAAUAGUCCUUCAGUCUCUUGAUUGACAACAAAAAUGUAGCUCACUAGUUUGUGGAAAAAUAACUGAAACUGCCAAUGGAAACAGGUGAAAUAUAGUGUAUUAACCCAGAUUCAGCUGCAAUAUUUGUUUAAUGCAAACCACAACACCCAGGUAUUCAUAUAUGCCACAUGCCUGGAGCUGGAAAGUCAGAAUGACUGUUUUCCCACCAACAGAGACUUGCCUGGAAUAAGAGUGCAAUAUGAAUACUACAAUUUUUUCUUCUUCCCAGGAGACAGUAGCCAUUUUGAUUUUGUGCAAUUUCCCCUUCACAUAUAUUGGUUUCCAGCAUGAAGGAAUCUCACUUAAUUAGUAUUAACCCAGCUUGCCUAAUUUGACUAGUUUUGGAGCCAGUGAUGGGGAAAAACAAUACCAAGAGCACGGUGAUUUUAACUUUUUAUGUAUUCAAAUCAACUCAUGUAUACAUGCAAUUGCUGUUCUGUUUGUGCUGCUAAUAGAUUUGGAAGGCUGCUGGGAUCUUGAUGUUGCUAGCCCUGGGGAAUGGAGCAUUCUGGACCAUUCUCAUAAUGAUGUGCUGCAAUUAAUGCUGAUGUGAAAAGUGCUUUGAUUUCAUUUUAUAAAAGGGAAAAGUCACUUUGAAAAAAAAGCAUCUUGAAAGAAUCUUGCCUUGACUCAAUUUUCUUCUGAUUUCAUACUUCCAAGAUGAGAAAUGCAUCUGGAAUAGUGACUUUUGCUCUGUGUUCCAACUGCUAUGUUGUCAUUUAUGUUAAAUGAACACCAUUUUGCUGAUGAAAUAAAAUGAAGAGAUGAUGUUUACAUUA
Messenger RNA from Anolis carolinensis (green anole), 8865 nucleotides. It is a transcript of the gene gda, whose product is annotated as guanine deaminase. Gene Ontology annotation, cellular component: cytosol. The record is from RefSeq and is a predicted model, not a curated record. The transcript is spliced from 14 exons. Gene Ontology annotation, biological process: guanine catabolic process. Gene Ontology annotation, molecular function: guanine deaminase activity; zinc ion binding. The coding region runs from base 44 to 1729 and encodes 561 amino acids. NCBI's taxonomy places the organism in Eukaryota, Metazoa, Chordata, Lepidosauria, Squamata, Anolidae.